Molecule: messenger RNA, 333 nt
Organism: Sphenostylis stenocarpa
Lineage: Eukaryota; Viridiplantae; Streptophyta; Magnoliopsida; Fabales; Fabaceae
Source: the annotation of a GenBank genome assembly
AUGGCCUCGUAUGAUGAACAACAAGGAAAGCCUUUACCCAAAUUUGGGGAAUGGGAUGUGAACGAUCCUGCUUCAGCCGAAGGAUUCACUGUUAUAUUCAACAAAGCCAGAGAUGAAAAGAAAAUUGCCUCAGUUUCAGGACGAUUCCCUUCUCAGCGAAGACUUGAUUCUCGAAAGCGCAAGAAUCAUAAAAAGAUCAAGAGUUCCUCUAACUCAAAGCAAAUUGUGGUGAAACAAAUAUCACGUGGAAGUAAGGACUAUGUUGACUGCAUAAUUUACGAGGAACAGAACAGAACAGGAAAGUGCAAGGAUCGAUUCAAUGCCACUGUUUGA